AUGCCUUCAACACCACCACAUGAACCGAGAUCGGGUGAUAACCUCUCCGAUGACCCUCUGGGCGAAGCUAGUUUUACUCCGCAACACGUGAUAUGCGUGAACCCACUGUGCAGGAGGAAGUGGAAGCAGUUGACUCCCAAGAGCAUCCCUAUGUUCUGUCCGAGCUGUAAGAAAGCUUCUGAGCUAGGCCUUUGGGAGACCUGGGAGGGCGUCGUCACUGACGACACUUUUUAUUAUAAUCUGCUGAAGUACUGGUAUGCUAUUUACACGGACAUCGCAUCGACCUUGGGAUACGCCAAGAGCACCGACCUCAACCUACCGCAAGACCCAACGGAUGUCACCAUAGUCAACGUGAUGGACUUCUACUACGAAGCGUUUCCGGAGCACCCAGUUCCCGAAGACGUCCGAAACUGGAGCUCCAUGGGCCAGCGGAAGAAACAACUGACUGGCACCAUCAUAAGGCAGUGCGGCGGUCUUCAACGUCACCACGAUAUGGCCGGUCGCCGUUUUUAUAUCAUCGAUUGGAGAGGAGCUCUCAAAAUUGGUGACCAUGUCCAGUUCGUCGCAUUCCCGAAUCCUUCUGUGGACGAGCGUAAUAAACUACCCCACGUGAUCAAAGUUCUAGACGAUCGUGUCAAUCCUCCCCACCACCGAGCAGACCAGGGCUGGGAGGCGGCCAGAAGGUAUCCAGGUGAACAGCCACAACCCCAAGUGCUGACCAGCAAUGGGACGCAUAAGAAAAGCUUCGAUCCCUUGUACACAUCAGCGGCCCCGUCGCACCGGGACCAACGUCAAUCUGAGUCUGGCCCGAGAGGAUUCCCACAAUGUCUGUCUAGUGGGCUCCAGGACAACCGGAGACCCUUUGGGGGCAAUUCUAAUGGCAAUGCUACUGGGCUCAACCAAAUGGCCUCUACGACGGACCAGCUUCACUCUAAGUCUGGCCCCGCACGGAACACAGUUGUUAGCUCCGGAGGUCACCCCCUUAGGAGGAAGAGCAAAGAUACCAAUAUGAGACCUCCGGCAGAUAGAGUUACCGCGGCAUCAGCCAGCACUAACGGCAAGUCCCCCGCGGACCAGAUGGAGAGCAAGUUUCCCCCAAUGGUCGGGUCGAUGGUUGCCCCUCUACCGGGCUUCGAUGACACCAAUGCCGCCUGGAGUGAAUUAGCUCGGCUUCUAUCUGUUGCUGCCAACAAGGAGGUUCCUCGUACUCCUCAAGCCCCGACCCUUGAGCCCAAGAUACCAGAGUGGACUACGGUCCGUGCCCCUGCCCCAAGCCCUGCCUUGCCUGCUAGGCCCGAUUGGAUACCGGACACUCCAGCCAGCCCUCUGUAUCUCCAUCGAGACAUGAACUUCAGGCAGGCCCCCAACCCUCUUGUCCAGUUCCUGCAAAUGCAAGCUGCAGCUGGGGCUGCCAGCCAGGUACCCUCGGCUCCUCCUCUGCCCUAUGGGUCUGGCCAGGGCGACUCUAAUUCUAUGGUGUCACCGUUUACCCCCACGGGUGGCGUGCCGCCGGUAUCGGCAGCCGCAGCAGUGGGUCUGGACGGUGACUUGGCUGGGCUGGCCGCCUGGGGAGCAUCGUGGCCAUCUUCUGGUAUGAUGAAACGACACAGCACGAGUCAGCCUCCCACCCCCAUCCAAGAGGAAACGACCUUGUAUGGUCUUCGUGACGAAGGCACCACCACUACUGAGAGCACUGUCCCUCGGGGUGAGGGCCGGGCUCGGAGUCCGUCCAGCGACGACGUGGUCCUCCGCCCCUCGACGCGUCAUACUCGUCGGAGGUCUCGUAGUCGUGAUGCUGGGGUAAGUCGGCGUCGGAGCUCUACGGAAGAGGACGAUUAUAGGAGGCGGGACAAGGACGAUUAUAGGAGGCGUAACGAUGACGAUUAUAGGAGGCGGGACGAUGACGAUUAUAGGAGGCGUAACGACGACGAUUAUAGGAGGCGUGACGACGACGAUUAUAGGAGGCGUGAUACUGCCGAUCAUAGGUCGAGACGCCGAGAAGACCGUUCUGAUCGUCCAGCUGGCGGAGGUGGCGGCUCCUACUAUGACGUCCGCUCCUCCCGAGAUCCCCCAGACGGCUCUUCUUCACUCCACUACGUAAACAGCAGCUCUCGAGGGAGCGGUCAAGAUGCUCCUCGGCCUGCUAAACAGGAUGAGACCCGUGGCCGCAUAGUUGACGACCAAGCCCUUCGUCCACGUGAAGAUAGCCUGUCUCGACACCCAAAGCCAAGCAGUCAGCAUGAUCCUCCCGAGGACUCGCCUGACAGUCUUCCGCGAGAGGCCAAGGCUCGAAGCGUCGUCCCUCCCCGCAAGGGGAAACCUGUUGUCCAGUUCGGCAAGGCUAUGCGGCCAGACCCGCGGGCCGCAGCUGACAGAGGUAACGUCUUGGAGCUCAGUUGCGACUGUCCACGGAAGUACGUCUCUCAUGUCCGACCACUACGAGACCCGGCAUGGCUACCGACCGUCAAAUGGGGUGAGGCCACCUUCGAGGAGCACAUUCUUUUAAAGCGCGAAUUUGCCCCCCGAGCUGUUGCCAAUGCUCGGGGCCAGGCAACGGUACCGCCCCCAACGGUGGCCUAUGGCACUGCUGUGGAUGGGUCUUGGCAUGAGACUUGGCCCAGCGAUGUGGACUGUCGGAUAAUCUGCGUACUGCGGCUACCCGACUUGGUCACUUCUGACGAGACCUUCCUGCGAGCUGCAAGAGAGGCCAUCCCUUGCCAUUUGCGGGCGCGUGACGCUCUCCAGAAGGCCGUUGUUGUCAGAGCCUCUGGGCUUGGUGGCUCGGUGAUACCGGCCAAGUGUGGUUACCUUGCAUUUCGCACACGGCGUGACGCUCGAGAGUGCUGGUCUCUCCAACACCUGAAGCUGUAUGGAUAUAUAUGUCCGCUAAUAACAGAUCCUACAGCAUUCAGAAUACUUUGUCAAGUUGCAUUGGUUUUGAAACUUUAUGAAGGCCAUUCAAUUGGUGCUACUACUAGUAUAACAACACCUCGGUUGGUGCCAGAGUCCGGUCCCUCGACGGCCCCGGUCCCUUCAACACAAGUCGGGUUCACCAGCACCAAGUUCGGGGGCGGAUUGUCUUCGAGGAAGCCUCUAUCGGGCGCUGUUCGUGGGGCCGACGUUAGUAACGGUGCAGCUGGUGGUAGCACAUCUAGAGGCCGCUUUGUCCUCCGUGGUCUCAAGGAGAGUCUGCAACGCCUUAAGGGUCCGCCCGUUGAGAGCUGCGGUAAUUUCUCAGCGGCUGCGGUCCGUUAUAGUCGUCUUGAUCAACGAGAUGGCGCUGUAGUUGGGAGGUCUGAGUACGUCCGAGCGGAGACUUCUUCCGAUGGUCAAAGUCAGAAGCUCAACAUUGGCCUCACUAAUGAUCGCAAUGUGGUGGUCUUGGAGACUAACGAUGACAGCACUCUGGUUGAUUGGCGGCCCGAAUGGGUCUUUAGAGAUUGGGCCUGGGGCUGCCGACCUAUUUCCGUGUCCCUAGCUGAGAAGAAGUCCGCUUUUGGCGAGAUAGACCCCGCUGAGCUCUCUGACUACAGCACCUAUAGCGUCCCGGAUAUGAGCGUGUUCAAGCCUGUUCGGUCUGUACCAUUGAUAGGGGGAGUAUCACCGCAGAGCAAGGCCCGGUCAGCGGCUACUAGCCGGAAGGGCAAGAAGUCCAAGAAGGAUAAGAAGAAGAAACGAAAGACUAGCCACGAAUUGACUGCGAAGCUCGCGGCGGAAGUGAAGGCUGAUGGAAGUGCUGCCACCAAGGCUGGAGAGAGGAUGCAGGUUGAGAGCUGA
Molecule: messenger RNA, 3777 nt
Organism: Perkinsus marinus ATCC 50983
Lineage: Eukaryota; Perkinsozoa; Perkinsida; Perkinsidae
Exons: 9
Coding region: 1-3777 (1258 amino acids)
Source: RefSeq, a predicted model, not a curated record